UUCUCUGUCUAUAAUGUAUACAUUGUAACCUUUCAGGGGAUUUCAUUACGCGACUAUAUCAUGAGCAUUUAUUUAAUUUGAGCCAUCAUGUGGCAUUCAACUAGUUUAUCAAUAAAGUAAAAUUUUGAAAAGUUUAAUUAAUAGUUAAUUGUGAAAAUAAUAUAUUAUUUCAACUAUGAGGAAUUUAUCAAAAAUAUACUGUGCUUAUCGCCGUAAUAACGGAUUUAUAAUUGGUAUGUUGAUAGGAUUAUGUGUGAGCUUAUUAUUUUAUCGGAUAACUAAUUUUCAAGAAGAUUUUAAUAAUAUUGAAUCCUCUUGGUAUAAAUUUUCACUAACGACAAAUGAUCAACCAAGCACAGUUGAUGAGUAUGCUCCAAAAAUUAAUAUUAAUCUUAAACCAAAUCAAUUGGAAAAAAAUUUAAAGGCUUUUAUAAGGCCAAGAUAUUACUAUACAGAAUUAGGAAUUAGAGAAAAAUUAUUCGUUGGAGUGCUAACAUCUUCAGAAUAUCUUCAUAGUCGAGGAGUAGCAUUUAAUAAAACAAUUGGCCGUAUGAUAGAAAAAAUACGAUAUUUCAUUAGUGUUAAUGAAGGAUCAAAAAAACCAAAUGUAUCUCUUUCUGGAAUUGUUGGUUUCACUGAUACUCGUUCAAUUCUCAAACCAUUUCAUGUAAUUAAAUAUAUUACUGACAAUUAUUUGGAGGAUUAUGAUUAUUAUUUUAUUGUUAAAGACACUAGCUACAUUAAUGCUCGUAAUUUAUUAGAUUUUGUUGACAGUACCAGUGCUAACAAAGAUAUUUAUGUAGGAUCAUCCAUAGAGUCUGACUAUUGUUCAUUAGAAGGUGGAAUACUAAUUAGUAAUUCAAUUUUACAAAAAUUGAAAAAAAAUCUAGACUGGUGUGUUAAUAACAUUUAUUCUGAAUCAGAUGAUAUAAAUUUAGGCCGUUGUAUUACACACACGACUAAAAUGUCAUGUCAGAAUCAGGUUGAAGGUAAAAAUUUUCAUUCUGAAAAAUUGCCUUUAGAUUUUGAUUUUUAUGAAAAUUUUUCAAAUUUCCUAAGAGAGCAUGAAAAUGUAAAUAAGGCCAUAUCAAUAUUUCCCAUACCAAAUUAUAAGAUUGUAUAUUAUUUGAAUGCAUAUUUUGCUGCAAUUAAUUUACGAAAUACUGAUAAAGCUAUAGAAGGAAUAAGAAAGGAAAUUUUAUCUACUAUACAUUUGGAACCAGCACACUAUAGAAAAUAUGAUGACAGUGGUGAUAAAAAUAUUUUUUAUAGUAUUUAUGGCAAUAAAAAUGAGAACAUUCAUAAAAAUAAUUUGACUUCAUGGCCAAUUGGUAAUGGACCUGGAAAUAAAGCUCCUGGAAGAUUUGAUUUAUUACGUUGGAAUUAUUUUAAUGAAACGCACAUAUUACUGCCUACUGACUUUGAAAAUACCAAAGAAUUAAUUGGAAGUCAACGUUUUGAUGUACAUCGAAUAAUUGAAAUUACAAAAAGAAAACUCAUAAAAGAAUAUGAACAUGAAUUGAAAUUCGAUCGAUUGAUUAAUGGAUACAUUAAGUUCGAUGCUUCAAGAGGAAUGGAUUAUAUUUUAGACUUGAGUCUAAUUAACACAAAAAUUGGGAAAAAAAUAACUAAACGAUUUGAAGUAUCAAAGCCUUUAGGGAAGGUUAAACUACUCCCAGUGCCUUAUGUUACAGAAAAUACAAGAGUAAAUAUGAUUUUAAUUGUUACUUCAUGGAAGACUGAUCAAGUUAUGGAAUUUAUAGAAAAUUAUACAAAUAUUUGUCUGGAAAAGAACGACAAAACUACACUUAUGUUGGUAUUUUUAUAUAAUGCUAAUUCUCCUUCAAAAGGAGAUGAUGAUAUUUAUAAAAAAGUAAAGCUUCGAGUAUUAAGUUUAACAGAAAAGUAUAAAAAAGAGCAAUCGAAAAUUGCCUGGCUUUCAGUGCAGUUACCUCCUAGUCUAACUUCAAUUGAAGAAUCUGAUCCAAUAUUAAGAAUAGCUAUUGCAGAUCUAAUUGUUAAAAAAUUUUCAUCAGAAAGUUUGAUAUUGUUUGUUCAAACUCAUAUGGAACUUAAAACAGAAUAUUUAAAUCGAGUUAGAAUGAAUACAAUAAGUCAAUGGCAAAUAUUCAGUCCAAUUCCAUUUAGUACAUUUCAUCCUGACAUUAUUUCUUUAGACAAUCCCAAGUCUACGAAAGUAGACUUGACUCAUCAUCAUGGCCGCUAUGAUAAUUUAAAUUACGAAAGUAUUUCAUUUUAUUUAAAAGAUUAUCGAGCAGUUAGAAAACAAAGUGCCAAAGAGAUUCCCAUAAUAAAUACGGAUAAAGAUUUACCGGAUAUAAUAAAAAUAUCAAAAAAUAAUUUUGUUGAGUCAAUAUUUGAACUUUUUGUAAUUUAUAGUGAUUUACACGUCUUCAGAGCGGUAGAACCAGCUUUGAAAAUAUAUUAUAAUAAACAAAACUGUUCUGGAAUGCUUAGCGAAACAGCAAAAAGUAGUUGUUACAGUCAAAUGAAUUUGCAGCUUGGUCAUAGAGGACAAUUAGCUAAACUUAUACAAGAAUACAGUAGAAUAAGAUGAAAUUUUUGAAUUUUUAUGGUUGUUGCUGUUUCAUUUUUCACAAAAUAUGAACAAAGUAGUAUUAUUAAUUAAUUAUGUUAUAAUCUUUAUAUAAAAAUUAUGAAGUAAAAAUAUUUUAUUACCAUAAUUGUAUUCAAUUGUACAUUAGUUAC
This is a messenger RNA of Chelonus insularis, 2730 nucleotides long. RefSeq names its product Chondroitin polymerizing factor (gene Chpf). The record is from RefSeq and is a predicted model, not a curated record. The transcript has 3 exons. Bases 176 to 2578 code for a protein of 800 amino acids. Gene Ontology annotation, molecular function: glucuronosyl-N-acetylgalactosaminyl-proteoglycan 4-beta-N-acetylgalactosaminyltransferase activity. Gene Ontology annotation, cellular component: Golgi cisterna membrane. NCBI's taxonomy places the organism in Eukaryota, Metazoa, Arthropoda, Insecta, Hymenoptera, Braconidae.